Rangifer tarandus platyrhynchus (Svalbard reindeer) is the source of this 288-nucleotide messenger RNA. The record is from the annotation of a GenBank genome assembly. Lineage: Eukaryota; Metazoa; Chordata; Mammalia; Artiodactyla; Cervidae.
AUGGGGCCUGCCAUCGUGCUGCUGUGUGUGACUGGGACCUUGCAGCCAGCAGUUUGCAUGCUAGGCGAAGAUGUCACCCUCUACGUGGUGGAGGGAGUGGAGGACAGUGUGGCCCUGGUGGACGGAGACGAGGUGGGGAUCGUGCAGGAUUGCCAGCUGCUGGCAGAAGACGUCAUGGAGAAGGUGGAGGUUGUGGUGGAUGAGGAGCGGGAACAGGGGUCCUCCCAGGAAGUUGAGGAUAAGACGGUUGGAGGAGCAGGGACUGAAGAGACCCAGAGGUGCAAGUGA